Molecule: messenger RNA, 5057 nt
Organism: Eleginops maclovinus (Patagonian blennie)
Lineage: Eukaryota; Metazoa; Chordata; Actinopteri; Perciformes; Eleginopidae
Gene: npy8br
Product: neuropeptide Y receptor Y8b
Exons: 3
Coding region: 395-1498 (367 amino acids)
Biological process (GO): G protein-coupled receptor signaling pathway
Cellular component (GO): plasma membrane; neuron projection
Molecular function (GO): neuropeptide binding; neuropeptide Y receptor activity
Source: RefSeq, a predicted model, not a curated record
CUCAGUUUUUACAGGACGCCUUCUACCUUCUGCUCGACCAAAAACUCUUGUUGUGUCUCACCUGAUGCGAAGCAGCGCGGCCAGUCCGAGAAGAAACACCUCCUCGGAGAGUAGGCAGCACACGGUGGUCCUCUGGAGCUCAGAGAGGGGGUCUCCUCCACCUGUCCGGUGCUGCAGACAUACAGACAGCUGCAGACAGAGAGACAGACAGGGGAUCCAGGACAGCUGCAGACACCGAUGGCAGCAAAUGAAGGCUGGUGAAUACACUGGGGAGAAUUAAGGAUGGGGGCAAAGCUGUAAAAGAAUGCAAAUGAUAUUCAUGAAGUAAUUACAGCAGGUGUGACACAAUAUAUUAGUUCGAUUAGUCCACAACCUUGAGCCCAGGAAAACCACCAUGGAGCUGCAGCACAACACCAACCACAACCAAGCCUUGUGGAAAGAGAUACCGUGGGAUUUCACAGAGGACUGCUCCCUCUCAGUGAGUGGCACCACCUUCCUCAUCAUCGCUUACAGCACAGUGAUGGCGGUGGGUCUCAUUGGGAACUCUUGCCUGGUGUUUGUAAUCACACGGCACAAGGAGAUGAGAAACGUCACCAACGUCUUCAUCGCCAACCUGUCCUGUUCUGACAUCCUCAUGUGCAUUGUAUGCCUGCCGGUCACCAUUAUCUACACACUGAUGGACCACUGGAUCUUAGGGGACAUCCUCUGUAAGCUCACGCCCUUCAUCCAGUGUAUAUCCGUCACCGUGUCCGUCUUCUCCCUCGUCCUCAUCGCCAUGGAGCGCUACCAGCUCAUUGUCCACCCGACCGGAUGGAAGCCCAUGGUGGGCCAGUCUUACCUGGCGGUGGCUGUCACCUGGGCCGUGGCUUGCCUAAUCUCUGUGCCUUUCCUCUCGUACAGCGUCCUCAUGGCGCCUUUCCAGAACCUGAGCAUGCCUUUCCCAGUCAGCGACCAACUUGUCUGCAUGGAGCGGUGGCCAUCCGUUCAAGAGCGGCGAGCUUACACCACCUCCCUGCUCAUCUUCCAGUACUUCCUCCCUCUCACCCUGGUCAUGCUCUGCUACAUGCACGUCUACCUGCGCCUCAGGAGAAGGAAGGACAUGGUGGAGCGUGGCAGGAACACCACCCAAAAAAAAAACAAAGGGGCCACGAGGAUCAACGCCAUGCUUAUCGCCAUAGUGGUGGCGUUCGCCCUCUCCUGGCUCCCGCUCAAUAUCUUCAACACAGUGUUCGACUGGAACCACGAGGCCAUCCCUUCCUGUGGCCAUGAUGUCAUUUUCUCUUUCUGCCACCUCACGGCCAUGGCCUCCACCUGCGUCAACCCCAUCAUCUACGGUUUCCUCAAUAGCAAUUUUCAGAAACAGCUCAAGUCCACCCUGCUGCGCUGUCGCUGCUGGGGGGUGACCGAGAGGUACGAGAGCGUGCCCCUCUCCACUGUCAGCACAGAGGUCACCAAGGGGUCAAUUCUGAGCAAUGGAUCUAUCAGCAUCAAUACUUAAACCCUAGCCUUUUCAGUGAAGGACAAAGAAACUUCUGGGGGCCUCUUCAGCCCUCAUUGUCUCAUCCUUUGGAGCUUUUCUUGCUUUGUUGUGUCCAGAAUUGAGGUUGACAUUAACAAGGUUAUAAAUCUCACAACAGCAGCCCAGAGAUUCAACCGAAGACAGUUAACCUGUAUGGCCCGAUGCCAUCGAUUCACAUGUAAGAGGAAGUAGAUAACAAAUUGAUGGUGCAAAGGUUGGACAAGUAUUGUAGGGCAUCUGAAGGCACUUCACAUGAGCACUUUUUCAGUCUGUAUAGUCCGUUCCCCAUGUGCUGUGGGCUCAUACAAAGGAAUAGACAGCUUAAAUCUGGUAUUCAUCUGUCAUGUUUUCUCUCUAAAGCACUGGGAUCUAUUCAGAUUGUCACGUUUUUAAUAAACAUCAGCUGUUUAGGGGUUGCCUUUACCACUUUCUCUGCUUACAAUGUGGGCGAUGGAACCACUCGAGAGAUGUAAAAGGACAAAAGGGGUUUAGAAACUGCAAAUGUUCUUCUCAGUGUUGCUGUUUUAUAUUACUAUUAUUGACGACAUGUUAAGAGAUUGUAAAAUGUGAUGUGUUAAUGAUUAUCGACAGAGUAGUUUAUUAGAGUACACAACUGAAGGAGGGAACAUUAGUGCAUUAAAUGUGCCUCCAAGCGUUCAUUGAGACGAUUUACUCCCAUCAUCUUAAUGCAUUUCUUAUUACCUAAAAUCACCACAAACGAUGUAAUGGUCUUUCACAGAGAAACCUUUCCAAGAGAUGUAUACACUCCACACUGUCCGCCAAGGUCGGCAGUGUAUUGUGCGUGUGGGAGGUUUUUACUCAUAAAAUGUGCAACAACCGUAUAUCAAGUGCCAUAAAAUAAAAUAAAAAAGGCAGUAGAGGGCGAUGUCAGAGCACGGUUCGUCUGCUGUAUAUAACUAAGUACUCGUAUGGCCUGUAAAAGAUGCAACACAGUUAUAGUUGAUGGUGUGGUGGGGAAUAAAGAGCACUGUGUAGCAUAGCAGAUAUCUCAAACCUGUUGUACGUCACUUUUCUUUGUGGUAUUGAAUUAAAACUUUUAUUAUGGCUUAUCUUUAAUGAUCUAUGUUGUAAUCUUUUAUUUAGAUGGGUCACAUUUUUGCCGGUUCGAUUUUCUUGUACUGCUUUUUAGUUUGUUUGCCAAACUUCACGUCCGCCUCGCUCUCUGAGUGUGUGUUGAACACAGAGUAGAUUUUAAGCUGCCAUCUUGGCUGUCAGUUCAUCCACAUCCAUCGCAGCUUCACCAGAUAAUUGAUUUGUCCUAACGAUGUGUUCCGGAAAACUAGGGAGGUUGAUAUUUCUCGGUUGAAUUUUCCAACUUCCGAUUUCCAAGUGUCAUUGCUUGUGACAAAUUGAUGUUUCUUUGGCAAGUGUUCAGCAAAUUAAACUCUCAGCAGUGCAGUGUCUUUUUUUCUGUUUUUGUUACAUAUUCCCAUAAAUCUUGAGCAGAAAAGGAGAAAGCUGUGCAGGAUUGUUUGCCGUAACAAUCUUCCCAGUUAGAUUGUGACAUAUUUUGACAACAAUUUACAUGCAAAACAGGUUUUACUUCACAAUAUUAUCUCUAAUUUGAAUAAAAUGCAGGCAAAUAAAAAAAUACUGCCUUUUAUUUGAUGAUGUGCCACACAAUGUGUUCUUCCAUUGUUACGUGACGGCUUAUCGCUGAAGUCGGUGUAGAUGGAUAUGCUCCAAAAUCGACUUCAAGUGGAAAUCCAUUGUACUUUUUCUAGUAGGAGGUGUCACAUUUUCAAGUUACAAGUUGUGUGUGAAAAAAAAGCAUAAAAUGUUACACUUUACUAAAACCAGACUGCAUCGUUUCCACUUCAGGAAACAGUGUGUGGAGAGUGGGAUUAAAAUGUUGAUGUGCUCACAAACAAAACAUGUCUUUGCAGUGGUAUGUUGUGAUCAGUAAAACAAUCUUACAUACAGUUUUAUUUAUAAAAAAAGAAGCCAUUGUCUCUUUUUAAAGGUUCAAAUUCAGUGUGCUUCCUCUCUGUGCAUUAUUCAGGAGGGUGUCUGAGAUCACAACACAUUUUAGAUGUGCUUGUAAUGUUGAAUAAAUCAGUGUUGUGCUGGGUGCCUUGUGGGAAAAACUGUAUGACACAUCAAUGGGAAUUGUGCUAAAUAUUCAUGCUUUGGGAAUGCAUGUUAACAGUUAUACUCUCAUCCGUCUCAAAGAAGUAUAUCAACUAAGAGGGUUAGGUUUUGCAGCUUUAUAGCUGAGGUGAUGCCAGAAGGUUAAGUGUUGCAUGUUUUUACAAAAAGUCAAAUCUGCUUUUGAACUAACAGCGAGUCACUCAACCUACCAAACUGUUUUCCAUGGGCAAUUUAGCCCAUAAGAGAGCUCUCAGAGGUCCUUUUGAAAAUAAUUGACAGGGUUUUUUUUGCCUGAGCUGACCUUUAAAGACUGACAUUCCCCUCUCAUCUCCUGAAUUCCCCUCCCCUCACCUGUCUUUCCUUUGUGAAAACCACUGAACGAAGCAGCAGGUGUUCUUUUCGUGUGGAAGAAAGGACCCAAGAUACCGUUGGUGCUGACGUACUCCAUCGACACUUGACAAUAAGUGGAACUUAAAUUGUGUGAUUUUGCAUUGUUACCAAAGUAACAACGAAGGGGCUAAUAUGAGCACAUUACUGCGCUAUGAAAGGAAGCUCAGCUGAAGCAAACAUUUAAUGAGUCCACAGGGCCACACUCUCCUUGUCAGUGGAGCCGUUCCAGAAACAUUAGCAACAUCUUGGCUCUCCACAUUUUUCAUUAAGAAAGAUUCGCAUAAGCAGUCUCUGCCGAUCACAGGAACAACAUGAACUACAUCGCUGGCGAGAGAUUUCCUCAAGCUGUUGUUUUCUGCAUUUAAAUUCACUGUUUUUUUUUGUGCCUUCCUAAGAAGAGGACAUCAUUCGCUCUGUUUUGCCUUUUUAAUUAAUUAUAGUAAAAGCUUUUUGUGUUGCCUUAUUAAAAUAUAAGUGUUUUUUUAUGUGUAAAUCCUUCUCCACAUCAGAAGAUCGACAUGUUAAAAGACAGCCAUCACAGGAUGUACAGUGAAUCUCCAGAGACCCCAGUAAGCCUUAUGAUUUGAGAUAUAAGUUAUAUAAGCUAUCACGUGCUACAAACCAUUUUUCAUUUAUAUGCACUGAUGUCAGACAAAGUCAUUGGCCUCAUGUACCUUUCAUCCCCCUGGGUAUAAGGAACUAAUGUUUUUGUUCUGGCAGAUGAAAAGGUCAGAGGGAGUUGGACUGUUGCCUCUGGAAUCCUAAUGUUGGUGUUAUACAUGCUAACAUAUCUAGGGCGCAUUGAAAGUGACAGGUAGCUCAUCGAGGGGUCAAACACAUAGAUCAACUUGAUAGUUCCUUCUUCCCGUACUAUCAAAUUGCCCUAAUGUUUCACCUUGGAUCCGAAGUUUCCUCAGUCAUAAAUUAUGCGAGGAAGGGUUUAAGUCAUCAUUUCCUGUGUUUUACCUUUUUGGAAAUCACAACGUCAUGCAGGUUUUGUCAGCCCGCUCAUGAGUCAGACCCGGGGUUUCACACA